GAGGAGCCAGCGGGAUCGUUGGCACCGUGCGGGACUCUGGUAGCCGAGCCUCCCGCCCACUCACCGCCGCCCUAUAUGUGGCGGGCCGCGGCCGCCCGGGCAUGGAGCGCGCCACCUGCCCUGGGCGAUGGAGGUGGAGCUGGCGGAGCGGCGCCUGCUGGACGCACUCGCCUACCUGGAGUGCCUUCUGGGCUACCUGGGCUUGGUGAUCCUCCCACGGACGGGCUCGCCCUACGGUCGCUACUCGCCGCAUUGGUCCGGCCUGCGGGUGCCGGCCAGAGCCGCCUGGGUCCUGCAGGAGCUGCCCUCGCUGGUCUGGCCGCUAUACGAGGGCGCCCGGCCAUCCGCCCGGCGCCUCCACUGCUGGCCCAACCGCAUUCUCCUGGCCAUGUUCCUCGUCCACUACGUGCACCGGGCCUUGAUUUUCCCAUUCCUGAUUCGAGGCGGAAAGCCCACGUUGCUCUUUUCGUGUGUGUUGGCAUUCAUGUUCUGUACCUACAAUGGCUACUUGCAAAGCAGGUACUUGAGCCAGUUUGCAGUGUAUGCUGAAGACUGGGUGAGCCAUCCCUGCUUUCUAACAGGUUUCGUGUUGUGGUUAACUGGCAUGGUGAUAAACAUCCACUCAGACCACAUCCUAAGGAAUCUCAGAAAACCAGGGGAGACUGGAUACAAAAUACCCAGGGGAGGCUUGUUUGAAUAUGUGACCGGAGGCAACUAUUUUGGGGAAAUUGUGGAGUGGUGCGGCUUUGCACUCGCCAGCUGGUCUCUACAAGGCGGGGUGUUUGCUUUGUUCACAUUUUGUAUUUUAUUCACCAGAGCAAAACAGCAUCACCAGUGGUACCACGGGAAGUUUGAAGAUUACCCAAAGUCCAGAAAGAUUUUAAUUCCAUUUUUGUUUUAAGUGCACUGUCAGUGAAAUCAUCGUCAACUGGAAGUCUUUCAGUGAUGUUCCUUGGGAGACAUGAGUCCUAUCUCUGCAGCUUUCCUGCUUUUUCAUUGGAUUCCGAAUAUCUAUAGGGGUUUUUUUUCCUAGUGAACUACCUAAUUAGUAUGCAUCAUGCUGCAUACCAGCCAAGAAUCUGGACUCUCAGUAAUGCCUGCUCGUAAUCUCUCUAGUUUCUAAUUUACCUCUGUGGGCUCUUAUGGCUAACUGUGUGCAGGACUAGGACCUACAUCCACCUCUGGUACCCCCCUAGGAAACAACAGACCUCCCCAUUCCUUUUACAGCAACCCCGUAGAACUUUCUUCAGCACCCCCAGUGACUCUGCUCUUAAGUCCAGAGAGGCCUGGGCUGGUGGGGAUAGUCAUGGCCUGGGGCCCUGCUGCCUUGCACUAAGGUGCUGUGCAUAGUAGGGAACUUGGGGAUGAAAGGGGAGCCCUUCAUCCAUCAGGACUGGACCAAAGCCUCUAGCCCUUGUCCCAGCCUGCUUGCCAGGUGAGAUGCCAGCCAAGACCAGUGCUCUGGCUGCUCCUGAAGAGCAGGUUGUCCAGUCCCUGUGCAAGUGUCUCUCUGCGUCAGCUGGAAGUGCAAAGCGUAGUCACUCAGCCAAGGCCGUAAGCCUUGCUCCCUGGCCAUUAGUGAUCAGUAUCCUCCAUGAUCUUUUCUUCUAUGAGUCUAUAGAGAACUAGAAUUUUCUAAGGCACUUAAAAAAAAGUAUCAAUAAUGUAAAACAAAAUCUUGAAAUUCACUCAAGCUUCUAGGUGUGGUACUGCAGUUCUGUAAUCCUGGAAGCCUGAGGCAGGAGGACUUUGAGUUCAAGACCAACCUGGGCAACACAAGGAGUCCUUGUCCCAAAAAUCAAACAGUGACAAAAAAUGAUGUACCCUAAGUCCAUGGAGAUUAGUGGCAAUAAUAAAAUGUACUGACUGUUCACCCAAGAACAGAUGCUGAAGAAGCCACCCUCAACUAAAAGGACACUGAGCCCCAUUGCUGAUCUGUGAAAAUCUAAGAACACUUCAUGACAGUCCCACCACCUGGACUGGCACUGCCUCGGUGGCUGCACAUUCACUCUCACCAGUUCUUGGCCAGGGCCAAGUGGAAUGAUGAGACUGCAUUUGUGACCCACCAUGAUAAGGGACACAUCGCCAAUCUCUGCAGAAUCACCCCCUCACCCUUGUGCCCUUCCCUGCUGACCUUCCAGCUACUCUGCUCUUCAGUUUCCAUGUAUAAAUUUCUCCGGGCUCCAGCUUUGUAGAAUCUCUUUUGGUUUGAGAAUUGGCACAGAAAACUUUGUGGUGCAGGUGUCUCACUCUGACAAAAAGACAGUGUUUGGCAGUACUGGUUAUUGAUAAAUGAACCUUUGCUUUUUUUCUAACCAAAUAAUUCCUUGAUUACCUCGCUGAAUUUACCUUUGGUUGGUACCUCCAUUCUGUUUUUUUCUUUUCAAUGCUGCGGAUGGAAUCCAGGACUUUGCAUAUCUACGUCUGAGUUACACCCCCAGCCCUUUCUCAUGGAAUGACCAUGUGGGUAAACACCUAUGUUAGCUUCAGAUUUGAUGCCUGCUACCUCUGACCGAGACAAGCUGGGUGAGUGAUUCACAUCUUACAUCACAUUCUUCUUUAUUUCCUACAACUGUAAUUUAUUAAAUUAUGUGAAUCAUGAUAAUUAAGAAGAUUAAUAAAUCCACAGUCCAGUUGUGUUUGUCUUCAUUGUUAGUUUGGCUAAUAUCUUCAGCCCUGAAAUCCAUAUCCCACCUGUCCCAUAAUUCCAGGUUGUCCUUUAUAUCUCUUGGAGAGGCCACAUAACAGUCUCCAUAUAACACUUGUGUGUUUUUGACAGUACUGGAGUUUGAACUCAGGCCUCAGGUUUGAUAGGCAGGCACUCUUUCACUUGGACACUCCACCAGCCCACUUGUGUGUUUCUAUUAAGGUUAUUUUGAGAUGUUUGGUAUUUUGUUUGUCAUGAAUACAUUUUUAACUAAGAUAAAGCUAUUCGUGUUUGUGAUCUGUCAUAUCCAGCUAUGCUACUAAAAUUUUUUUAUGGAAUCCAACUUUUUCCUUCUGUUAUUCUUAGGAUUACCAGCUCUACAGGCAUUUGCAGAUAUAUUAAUUGUGUUUUUCAGCAUCUGAAGCUGUUAGUUUUUUGUCAUUUACUUCUAGAACUUGGAGAACAAUUUUGAACAAUAGACAUGAUUAUCAGGACUCUUGUGUGAUUUCAUUGGGAAUGACUUUUUUCAAGAUUACUGUUGUAAGCAUCCUUUGAUUUUGUUACAUGGCUAUUGGUAUCUUUUCUCCCCUAGCUAUGUGGAUAUUGUCUUUGCAUUUUAAAAAAAAUCCUUUAUUUCUUUUGAGAUUUUUAAAUGUCCUCCAUACAUAUCAGAAAUGACAAAGACGACUGCACAACAGAUAUCAAGGAGACUGGAAAAU
This is a messenger RNA of Castor canadensis (American beaver), 3366 nucleotides long. It is a transcript of the gene Srd5a1, whose product is annotated as steroid 5 alpha-reductase 1. NCBI's taxonomy places the organism in Eukaryota, Metazoa, Chordata, Mammalia, Rodentia, Castoridae. Gene Ontology annotation, molecular function: 3-oxo-5-alpha-steroid 4-dehydrogenase activity. Gene Ontology annotation, cellular component: membrane. The record is from RefSeq and is a predicted model, not a curated record. Gene Ontology annotation, biological process: steroid biosynthetic process.